AAUGGAAGAGAAACAAUAAACCACCCUGAUAGGCCUUUUCACUCGUAUACGUUAUAAUCAUUGUUAAAUUCAUCUAUUAUUCAUUCACAUUGACGAUUAAUGUAAAUAUAUUUACAGAGAGGAAGGAAAAAUAUAAGCAAUGGAACGUUUCCAGGACACUAAGAAAGCUGGCGGUUUCCAGAGAGUCUACAACUUCAAAAAGUCACCAUGAGUCACAGAAAUUUAUCAAAAUAUUUUGUUUUAAUGUGUUGUUUAAUACUCGUGAAAUCAUACGUCAUCUACCAAUGGAAAACAGAUCUGAAUUACCGAAGACAGGUUACAGCAGUGACAGUCCCUGUUGCCAGUCUGUCUGUCUGUGCUUCACAAUGUGCCGCGAAGGCCCAAUGUGUUUCCUUUUUCUUCAAUAUUCGGGAAUUCUUAUGUCAGACAGAGGGAAGAAUCCACCUUUCUUUUGAUGGAAGUGAUGGGGAGCCAUGGCGAUACUAUGAGAUUAAAACCCAGAAUGUUGCCAUCAAAAAGACCGUAUGGAUGAGUACGGAACACAACCCACCCUACCAUGACCGUAAAUACGCUGUGGACGCCAAAGUUGUCCUCGAUGGAUGGGGGUCGCAGUGCUCUCAUACACAGGGAGAAUUCAAUCCAUGGAUUUUAGUUGAUUUGGGGGCCAUCUACAACCCGAAAUACGUCACCCUAUUCAACAGAAUUGAUGACCAGGGUAACCGACUACACGAUGUUUUUGUUAGCUUGGGUGAAACAAAUACCGACUUCCCGGUGGACUGUGGUCAGUACAAGGGUCCUGGUGUGAACGCUGAAGUGGUCCACAUUGUAUGCCCGAACAACGCACGUGGUCGAUUUGUGAAAACUGAAAUUAAGGGACCAAGUUCAACAAAGUAUUUAACCCUUUGUGAAAUUAGAAUUUUAAUAUCUUGAUAACUAUCAAAACUUUGGCUACAAAAUGUAAUGCUAGAAAUCUUUUAUUCUAAAAAAAAAAAUAUUUCAAAUUUAAAACCAGAGAUACAAAUAUAUUCAGUGUUUAUCACUGCACCUGGAUCAUGCCAAAUGGGCUGUCCAGAAAAUGUAUCAAUCUGUGUGCGCAUUAUACUGCACUACUUUGUUAUUUGAAAUACAGUGUAGAUAUUGGACAAAAUAACCUGUAAAUCUUUCCUUAGACAAGUGUUUUGUUGUUGUUGUUUUUUCUAGUUUGUCUGUAAGUUGCAAUAAAUAUAAUGCUAAAAUGGACUUCAUAUUUAUUCAAAUUCUACAGUCAGCAAAGCAUUUGAUCACUGUUCGUUACCGUA
Ostrea edulis (European flat oyster) is the source of this 1298-nucleotide messenger RNA. Its product is annotated as fucolectin-like. Bases 208 to 930 code for a protein of 240 amino acids. The transcript is spliced from 3 exons. The record is from RefSeq and is a predicted model, not a curated record. NCBI's taxonomy places the organism in Eukaryota, Metazoa, Mollusca, Bivalvia, Ostreida, Ostreidae.